Pteropus alecto (black flying fox) is the source of this 1941-nucleotide messenger RNA. It is a transcript of the gene SCPEP1, whose product is annotated as serine carboxypeptidase 1. Lineage: Eukaryota; Metazoa; Chordata; Mammalia; Chiroptera; Pteropodidae. The transcript is spliced from 13 exons. Gene Ontology annotation, biological process: proteolysis. The record is from RefSeq and is a predicted model, not a curated record. Gene Ontology annotation, molecular function: serine-type carboxypeptidase activity. The coding region runs from base 66 to 1424 and encodes 452 amino acids.
CGCCGCCGUCACGUGGCGGGGUCCGGGGUCCAGCCUGUAGCUGAUGCUGCAGCGCCGUAUUCGUCAUGGAGCUGGCGCCGCGAAAGUGUCGGUUUCCGCCGCCGCUGCUGCUGCUGCUGCUGCUUCUGGGCCUGAGCACUGGAGCCAUUGUCAACUGGCCCACAGAGGAGGGCAAGGAAGUAUGGGAUUAUGUGACUGUCCGGAAGGAUGCCCACAUGUUCUGGUGGCUCUAUUACGCCACCAACCCCUGCAAGAACUUCUCAGAACUGCCUCUGGUUAUGUGGCUUCAGGGUGGUCCAGGUGGAUCCAGCACUGGAUUUGGAAACUUUGAGGAGAUUGGGCCCCUCGACAGUGAUCUCAAACCACGGAGAACCACCUGGCUCCAGUCUGCGAGUCUCCUGUUUGUGGAUAACCCUGUGGGCACUGGGUUCAGUUAUGUGGACAAGGAUGAUGCAUAUGCCAAAGACCUUGCUACCGUGGCAUCAGACAUGAUGGUUCUCCUGAAGACCUUUUUUGAUUGCCACAAAGAAUUCCAGACGAUUCCAUUCUACAUUUUCUCAGAGUCCUACGGAGGAAAAAUGGCUGCUGGCAUUGCUCUAGAACUCCAUAAGGCCAUUCAGCAAGGGAGCAUCAAGUGCAACUUUUCUGGGGUUGCUUUGGGUGACUCCUGGAUCUCCCCUGUUGAUUCAGUGCUCUCCUGGGGACCAUACCUGUACAGCGUGUCUCUUCUUGAUGACCAAGGUCUGGCAGAGGUGUCUCAGGUUGCAGAGGAAGUCUUGGAUGCUGUAAAUAAGGGGCUCUACAAAGAGGCCACCCAGCUGUGGGGGCAAGCAGAAGUUAUCAUUGAACAGAACACAGAUGGGGUAAACUUCUAUAACAUCCUAACUAAAAAUGCUCCCAUGUCGCCAAUGAAAUCGAGCCUGGAAUUCACCCAGAGCCACCUAGGUCAUCUUUACCAUCGCCACGUGAGACACCUAAAUCAAGACUCCUUAAGUCAGCUCAUGAACGGUCCCAUCAGAAAGAAGCUCGGAAUUAUUCCUGAGGAUUGCUCCUGGGGAGGCCAGUCUAAGAAUGUCUUCCUGAACAUGGAGGGAGACUUCAUGAAGCCCGUCAUCAGCAUUGUGGACGAGUUGCUGGAAGCCGGGGUCAACGUGACCGUGUAUAAUGGACAGCUUGAUCUCAUUGUGGACACCGUGGGUCAGGAGGCUUGGGUGCGGAAACUGAAGUGGACAGAACUGCCCAAAUUCAAUCAGCUGAAGUGGAAGCCCCUGUACAGUGAGGCUAAAUCUUCCGAAACGUCUGCUUUUGUCAAACGCCACGAGAACCUGGCUUUCUACUGGAUUCUCAGAGCUGGACACAUGGUUCCUUCUGACCAAGGGGACAUAGCUCUGAAGAUGAUGCGACUGGUGACUCAGCAAGAAUAGGAUGGACUGGGCUGGAGGUGAGCCACUUGGCCUCAGGGCACAGAAGCUGAAGCGAACACCCUGAAGCUGUAGGAAGUGCCAUUCUCCCCUUGAAUCUGACUUGGGCUGUGGUCUUGAAGGUUCCUGCUAGCUACCGCAGAGAACAAACUCACUGCUUCUGUGACAACUUGGAAAUUAUUUCUGCUUCUGAAAAAAAAAUCUAAGAUUUUUUUAAAUGGGUUUGUUUAAUCAAAAUGAAGGUAUUGAACUAUGCUAAGUUUUUUUAUUUCAAAAGUAAAUUAUGUGAUUUAUAGAAAAAAGGAGAUACAAACAAAGAACAAAAUAAACACACAUACUUCUCGGGAAUAUACACUGCUAUCUAGUGUACAUCUUUGACAAUCAUUUUUUGCUAUAUAUACAUAUAUAUUUUUUGCAAAAAUGGAAUCAUUACUAUUAUUUUACUGCCUUCUUUGUUUACAUAUCAGUAUGUCUGAAACACCUUUUUAUGUCAAUAAAUUUUCUUCUAUAACAUUUUUAA